This is a messenger RNA of Gongylonema pulchrum, 396 nucleotides long. The record is from the annotation of a GenBank genome assembly. NCBI's taxonomy places the organism in Eukaryota, Metazoa, Nematoda, Chromadorea, Rhabditida, Gongylonematidae.
AUGAAUAUCAUCUGCAAUACUGUGCAGAACUGUAAUGAAGUCAUAGACUUGAUAGGACAGGUAGUUAUUUUGCUUUGCUUACUCGUUGGCAGUAGCUUGUUCCAGCUAACGCAUUUGGAAAGACAAGGGCAUCGACGUGCUUGCUUUUCCUUUGCACAGCUUGGUGGGCAGUGUGGAAGGCACUGUGGAUGCUAUGUAACUAUGUUGUACAUUGGCAUUAAGAUAUUAUAUUCCGCAAACGUGUUAUUACAAUUUUUUUUACUGAAUCAUCUGUUGGAUGCGGAUGAUUUGGCUUAUGGUUUUUCAUUACUGCGUGACUUGGUGCAUGAAGUUGAAUGGGAACAAACGGGCAUGUUCCCACGAGUAACGCUGUGCGAUUUUGAGGGAUUCUGCUGA